CCAUUGACUCCAUCUAUGAAAUAUUACUCUCAAUCUGUUUUAAACUGAAUUCUACUCUUAUCAUCAUACAUUUGUACCACCUGAUCUGGCUGGAAUAGGAGCGUCCAGCACCUCAUCGUCUGCAUCAGACAAUUGCGAUACAUUCCUCGCUUGCAUCUUUUUCUUGCUUGUUCUAAAUUAUGCAUCUCUCACAGCGUCUUGUUACAGCAGCGUAUCUUUGCGCCAGUGCCACGGCUUUCAUCCCAUACACCAUCGAACUCGAUACAUCGGAUGACAUCUCAGCUCGUGACUCAUUAUCUCGACGUUUUCUGCCUGUGCCAAAACCGAGCGAUGCUCUGACAGACGACUCCACUUCAUCUUCCAGCGAUGAGUCCCUAUCGCUGAACAUCAAAAGGGUUCCAGUUCGCCGUGACAAUGAUUUCAAGAUUGUGGUAGCCGAAACUCCCUCCUGGUCCAACACCGCCGCUCUCGAUCAAGAUGGUAGCGACAUAUCAUACAUCUCUGUUGUCAAUGUUGGAUCCGAUGAGAAAUCUAUGUACAUGUUGCUCGACACAGGAGGCUCUGAUACAUGGGUCUUCGGUACCAACUGCACGUCCACGCCCUGCACGAUGCACAACACCUUCGGAUCGGACGAUUCCUCGACGCUUGAAAUGACAUCUGAAGAGUGGAGUGUGGGCUACGGAACCGGGUCUGUCAGCGGCCUGCUAGGCAAAGACAAGCUCACGAUUGCGAAUGUAACUGUACAGAUGACUUUCGGGCUUGCUUCCAACGCUUCGGAUAACUUCGAGUCGUACCCCAUGGACGGCAUUCUCGGUCUCGGUCGAACCAACGAUAGUUCCUACAAUAACCCAACAUUCAUGGAUGCUGUUGCAGAGACUAACGUCUUCAAGUCGAACAUCGUUGGAUUUGCCCUUUCCCGUAGCCCCGCCAAAGACGGCACCGUCAGCUUUGGCACUACUGACAAGGACAAGUACACUGGCGAUAUCACUUACACCGAUACCGUCGGGUCGGACAGCUAUUGGCGCAUUCCCGUGGACGAUGUCUAUGUUAGCGGCACUUCAUGCGAUUUCUCCAACAAGUCUGCCAUCAUUGAUACCGGAACGUCUUACGCUAUGCUUCCUUCGAGCGACUCGAAGACGCUGCACAGUCUGAUUCCUGACGCCACUUCUUCUGGGAACUACCACAUUAUCCCGUGCAACACAACCGCUAAGCUACAAGUGCAAUUCUCUGGUGUGAAUUACACCAUCUCGCCAAAGGACUACGUGGGAGCAACCUCUGGUUCUGGAUGCGUUUCGAACAUUAUCAGCUAUGACCUUUUCGGCGAUGACAUUUGGCUCCUGGGCGACACCUUCCUCAAGAAUGUGUAUGCCGUGUUUGACUACGAUGAGUUACGGGUCGGAUUUGCAGAGCGAUCCUCGAACAGCAGCUCUACGUCGAACUCUACGAGCUCUGGAACAAGCAGUACCUCGGGAUCCACAACAACGGGCAGCUCAACGACUACAACGAGCUCUGCUAGCUCUAGUAGUUCUUCGGAUGCUGAAUCGGGAAGUGGAAUGACUAUGCCCGCUCCUCAGCAUUUCUUCUCUGCUUUGGCGAUUGCUUCUCUCAUGCUUUGGCUCUAGUUAGCUUUGGGGAAAGGCUUUCGCAUCCACUUGACGUCUGAACUCGGGGAACGUGUGCAAUAUUUACACUUGCUGCUGAUUUGUAUCUGCAUAUUUUCUAGAGCUUGGACAGCGUGCGGAUCAUAUUACCUUACAUUCGAAGUCCUUCUCUAAUCAAUCAACUUUCAUUCUUACUUCACCAGUGCUAGCUC
This is a messenger RNA of Aspergillus piperis CBS 112811, 1813 nucleotides long. RefSeq names its product aspartic protease PEPAd. The coding region runs from base 180 to 1622 and encodes 480 amino acids. Lineage: Eukaryota; Fungi; Ascomycota; Eurotiomycetes; Eurotiales; Aspergillaceae. Gene Ontology annotation, molecular function: aspartic-type endopeptidase activity. Gene Ontology annotation, biological process: proteolysis. The transcript has a single exon. The record is from RefSeq and is a predicted model, not a curated record.